AUGGCGAUUAACGAGAUCGUCACUGAUCCGUCCUUGUUGCCCGUGCUGCAGACCAGCGCCGAAACUCAAGAACAAUGUCAGAAGCUGCUGUCCUUGCUCAAUCCCACGGCGGACGUCUCGUCGCCUGAAUCUCCAGAGAACCCGGCUCUCGCAGUAUCUAGACAACAAAAACAGUUAUUCGCCGUACUGGCCCAGCUCCGGGGUCAGAAUCGUGACGCCAUCUUCGGGGUUCGGGAUACGAAACAAUCGACAGCAGAAGCGCGCCAGGAGAUUGAUCGGUUACACCUUCAGCUACAGAAUUUGUACUAUGAGCAGAGGCAUCUGACGGGAGAGAUCGCGGCUUGCGAGUCUUACGAUCACAAAUACCUCUCGCUGCCUUUGAUCCCCGUCGAAGAGUUUCUGGCGCUGCACCCCGAACACAAAGAAUCCAACGAACAUGAAAUUAUGAUCGCGCGCAUCAACCACGAACAUGCCGAACGGGAGAAGCUCGAACAAGCUCGACAGGAGCUGUUGAAGCGCAAACAGGCUCUGAUCGCAGAGAACAAGAAGCGCAAAGACGACCUGGCCAGCUUGGACCAGGAUCUGGAGCGGUUUAUCGAUUUGUGUCCCUUUACGGUGCGGCCAAACAUAUCAGAGCUAACCUCCGCCUUGAACCCCGACUACCACAACAACAUCGCACUGGGAACAACCCACUGCGCAAACACAUCAAUCCUAUACACGCGAUCAAAUAAUGCUGUCAUGACCACCAAGAAUGAAGACCUGGGGUCUUCUCCGCAGACUUCCUCCGACCCCGACAACACCGCAACCACCACCAUGAGCUCCAAGACCAGCGCUCAGCGCGUCCCUCCCCCAGAAAAACCAGAGACAACCCGGACUAGGUUCAAGGUGAUUGCGGCCUUUUGGGCUGUGAUUAUCUUUCUGGGCUUGCCUAUCUGGUGGAAGACGACGUCGAUUUACAGAGCACAUUUGCCUUUCCAGGAGAUGGUCGAUUGGGCCGAUGGCAAGAGUUGCAGACUUGUUUUCCCAUUGGAAAUCCAAAUCGCUGCUCCGUCGAUGCCAGACCCCGAAGCGCAGUUACUCCUCCGUACGACGCAACAUACCCUCGAUGAUCUCAACGAAUUCUCGGCCCAUCACCUAAGAUUGAAAUUGACAGAAGAUGGAGACAAUACUGGAGAUAUUAAGGAAGAAGCGCACGGAAAACCGGACACUGCGUUGACCGUCCGUCUGGUGCCGCAGGACAACCUGCCAACACCCAGAUCGGAACUGAGCCCGGAAACCACUCAACUGGACGUGUUCUACUCCCCCAACCAAAGCCCGGUUCCUUCGUCGUCCAACUCGCCCUUGUCAACCUUUAUUGCCGGUGAAUUGCAGCGCUUUUUCAGCGAGGAGAAAGCGACCAUCGCGCACAUAUUGUCCAACGGCCAUACCCAACUGUCGGAGAACAUCAGCAGGAGAUUGAGACGCUCGUUGAAGUACGCGGAUACAUAUCAUCUGGCUUUCUCGCUGUUCACUCCGGGACCUGCGCCGUCGUCAUGGGAGAUUCAAGAAGCCAUUGAGGGUUACCUUUCGCCGCUCCUGGAAGCCUUUUCCCCGAUCAGCAACUUCACGGUCGACACGCAAGUUCAAUUGUACGCGACGUUCUCGCCUACGGCACCAUUGCCUGAAUUUGAUGAGUCGCAAUCAGCAUGGACCUUGAAGCAGGAGGAUCUUAGCGCCUUUGUCAACGCCGCAGAAUGGCCCUUGAGUCCUAGCAUUGGCAGCGGCCCGACUAUCAACUUCCUCCUCUAUGUCCCUGACCCAUCUCAGUCUCCCAUGGUCGUGAAAGAAAACACUGCAACGAGCUGGAUCAUCCCACAAUGGGGCGGCGUAUUCCUCCUCAACCCACCCCUAUCCAACGAAAACCCAUCCAACCCACCACACCUUUCCAAAGACUCUCUCCGCCCCGCCUUUAUGACCUUCUCCCACCAACUCCUCACCCUCCUGGGCACCCCCACGACACCAACAUCCCUCCCCCUCCGCCUCCAAACACUCAUCCGCAUCCGCGCCGCAACCCUCCUCCUCUCCGCCUCCUCAACAAUGGGCUCCCUAGCCCGCCUCACCGAAUCCCUCCCUUCAAUCCCCAUCCCCGCAACCGUCGCCGCAUCCGUCUCAACAACCCUCUCGCACCUCUCUGCGGCGUGUACCCAUCUACGCGAGGGCCGCUUUUCCGCUGCUCUGGACAACGCGCGGGUGGCUGAGACAGAAGCGGAACGCAGCUUCUUUGAGAAGAGUAUGGUGGGACAGGUGUAUUUCCCGGAUGAGCACAAGGUGGCUGUUUACUUACCGUUGCUGGGGCCUAUUGGGGUACCGCUUGUUGUUGGGUUGUUGAAGGAGGUUAAGAGGAUUGUUAAGGGGUUGAAGGGUAGGUGA
Aspergillus glaucus CBS 516.65 is the source of this 2409-nucleotide messenger RNA. RefSeq lists its product as uncharacterized. Bases 1 to 2409 code for a protein of 802 amino acids. The record is from RefSeq and is a predicted model, not a curated record. The transcript is spliced from 4 exons. Gene Ontology annotation, cellular component: GPI-anchor transamidase complex. NCBI's taxonomy places the organism in Eukaryota, Fungi, Ascomycota, Eurotiomycetes, Eurotiales, Aspergillaceae. Gene Ontology annotation, biological process: attachment of GPI anchor to protein.